This is a messenger RNA of Myzus persicae (green peach aphid), 1472 nucleotides long. RefSeq names its product dynein light chain 1, cytoplasmic. The coding region runs from base 207 to 476 and encodes 89 amino acids. The transcript has 3 exons. Gene Ontology annotation, molecular function: dynein intermediate chain binding; dynein light intermediate chain binding. Lineage: Eukaryota; Metazoa; Arthropoda; Insecta; Hemiptera; Aphididae. The record is from RefSeq and is a predicted model, not a curated record. Gene Ontology annotation, biological process: cilium assembly; microtubule-based process. Gene Ontology annotation, cellular component: cytoplasmic dynein complex.
CAGAGUUGUUAACAUUACUUCUCCGACAUUCAUUUUAUCGGCGAAAUUUGGGAGUUAUUGUAGCCAAACGUUAAAAUAUUUAGGUGUUGGAUAUAGCCGCUGCUAGGGAUUUUCCAGCCGUCGAAGGAGUUCAUCAAAUCUGUGCGAAAGCACCUUAUAGUUCCUUGAAUUUCCCGUUUAAAGUUGAUUUCCAAUACAUACUAAAGAUGUCUGAUCGCAAGGCAGUGAUUAAAAACGCUGAUAUGUCUGAGGAGAUGCAGCAAGAUGCUGUUGAUUGUGCUACUCAAGCACUGGAAAAAUAUAAUAUUGAAAAGGACAUUGCUGCAUAUAUAAAGAAAGAAUUCGACAAAAAAUAUAAUCCAACUUGGCAUUGUAUUGUUGGCCGCAAUUUUGGAAGUUAUGUUACACAUGAAACGAGGCACUUCAUAUACUUCUAUCUGGGCCAGGUGGCCAUACUGCUAUUCAAGAGCGGUUAAACUUUUAAUUGAUUAUUGCACAUGUCCCCUUCCAAUAUGCAAAAAUUAAUUAAAAAAUAAAACAAAUAUUUCACCAUCUACUCUUACAAAAAUAAAUAUUUUUAUGAGCAUUAGCCAUUCGUUUUAUUUUUUUUUUAAAUUUUUGAUUACCAAAAUUAUACAAUAUUUAUAACAUUCCCCGUGCAUUUUUGAAAAUUAUUAUUUUUAAGAGUUAAAUGACAAUAUCUAUUGGAAGGGCUUGACAAUUUUUCUCAUUACUAACUAUUUUUAUUAUUUUUUUUUCUAAACUAAAAUGUGCGAGUAGCUUUUAAUAUAUAUUAUAUAUAUAUGAGUGUGCCAUCAUCAACAAUGGCUUAUACUCUUUUUAUUCCCCUCGCCGUUUUUAACUCCCUUCUUAACAGGCUACUCUCAUUCUUGCAUUACUAUUUUAUUAAAAAUAUGUUAACUACACAGUAAACAAAUAUUUUAUUAGUAUUUCAUGUCAACUAUAUUAUUAUUGUAAUUAUUUCUAGUCCAUUAAAAAGCAAAUAUGUUAAUGAAAUUUGGGACUGUAUUGUGUAUAAUUUAAAUAGUUACUUAGAUUAUGUUGGGUUGCAUGUAUGUUCAUAAUAUUAAGAAAACUUUUGUAACCAGAUAAACAGUUUUUAAAAUGUCUUGUAAAUUAUAUGCAGUCCAACAUUACAACGAUAAUAAUUUAACAUUAUUUUCAAUGGAAUGAGAACACGUCACAGACAUAGAUAACAGUUAAAAGUGGAUUAUGUUGUUAUUGUUUACUUAUGUAUAAUUUUUUUUUUUUAUUAAUAUGUUUAUGAUACUUAUAGAUCUUUGAUAGAUUUUUUUUUUAAAUAAUUGGUUUAUUUAUAAAUUUUUUUUUUUGCAACAUAGAUAUAUGAAAUUUAUUUUGUGUUCUUUGACUGGUGUAAACAAGAAUGUUUCAAGUAGCGUCUUAACAUUGAUGAUUAAUAAAUUCUAAAAUAAAAUUUUAAAUUAACAGUU